AUGGACUAUAAUAGUAUUGCAUCAGAAUUUAUUAAAUACUAUUACAGUGUCUUUGAACAAGAUCGAUCUGGUUUGGCAACACUUUAUCGGGAUCAAUCUAUGCUCACCUUUGAAGGCAAUCAAUUUCAAGGUGCAACGCCCAUUGUUCAGAAACUGACGUCUUUACCUUUUCAGAAAGUAUUGCAUAAAGUAAGUACCUUGGAUGCGCAGCCUGGUCCUGCAAAUGCUCUAUUAGUGGUUGUGACUGGUGAAUUACUGAUCGAUCAGGAAACAAAUGCAACAAGAUUCACACAAGUAUUCCAGCUGAUUUCCGAGGGAGCCACAUAUUGGGUUCUUAAUGAUGUCUUCCGCCUCAAUUAUGGAUAA
Messenger RNA from Ambispora gerdemannii, 366 nucleotides. The record is from the annotation of a GenBank genome assembly. NCBI's taxonomy places the organism in Eukaryota, Fungi, Glomeromycota, Glomeromycetes, Archaeosporales, Ambisporaceae.